CCAUUCUAAAAACCUGUUUGUUUGCUGUAGCGUCUGCUGAUUGUUCAAAUAUUUUUCGGCUAUAAGUUGAUCAAAUCUGUUCUCGCCAGUGCUGCGAAGCCGACUAUGGCGAACUCAUACCAGAUCUCCAAAAUGGCGAUCUCCUCAGUUUUACUUGCCUGCAUUCCCCUAAUUUUAAGUCCCGCAUUCGCCGUGGAUAGCAAGAACAACCCGGCGGACCAACUGGUUGCAGUGAUCAAUGCAAACCGGACCGCCGGCAAGUCUCCAAAGCUCUUCGACAACCCUGGACUUGGCUGCAUUGCACUGCAGUACAUAAAAGCCUAUGAAGGCCAAUGCAGCGAAGUCGGUGACAUGAAAAAGCCUCCGGAUUCCGACUUCGCCGACACCUUUGCUCCCAACUGUGGUGUCCAAGCCCAGACCCUCACUCCCAUCACCGGCCGCUUUCUUGGCUGCCAGUCCACAUAUGUUAGUCCUGAGGAAGCCUUCUCCAGUUUUCUCAUCCAGAAUUCACAGGGUCUUAAGAUACUCCAUGGUAAGAAUCACACUGAGGUUGGUGCAGCUGUAAGUGGCACUGACGGCGGUUCGCCGUACUUUUGGUGUGUUCUGUUUAGCAAUGGGAAGAAGAACAGUAGCUUUGCCUUUGAGAAUGGUCAGGCGAAGUCGGUUCACCCUGGUUGCUUCAGCGGGAACGACGAUGAUUGUAGUUUUGCAAUAAGGUUUGCAGUCCAUGGCGGUGGGAUCUGGCCAAUGCUUGCUCUGGUUUUCCUUGGAGCGGUUUAUGUUCUUUGAUUGGGUUUGUGAGAAAAGUGUCAAAAUAGUUUUAACGCUUUUUGGAGGUUCAUUUUAGAGUCCCAGCGUCUCUAAAAGUGUCAUAUUAGUUCUCACAAUAGUCCCCAUUAAAAAAGUAGGGACUAAUUUGUCAUUUUUAUAGACUCUAAGACUAAAAUGCCCUCAAAUAGAUGGUCCGUUUAUUAUUUUGGCACUUUUUGGGCUUAUUACUAUUACUUUGGGGGAUUUACAUAAUAUAUUAUAUUCAUAUAUCCAACAAUUAAAUUUUUAUAUUUAUUUAUAUAACAUCUUGAUCUCUAA
This is a messenger RNA of Phalaenopsis equestris, 1089 nucleotides long. RefSeq lists its product as uncharacterized. The transcript is spliced from 2 exons. The coding region runs from base 106 to 789 and encodes 227 amino acids. Lineage: Eukaryota; Viridiplantae; Streptophyta; Magnoliopsida; Asparagales; Orchidaceae. The record is from RefSeq and is a predicted model, not a curated record.